This is a messenger RNA of Naegleria fowleri, 3585 nucleotides long. RefSeq lists its product as uncharacterized. Gene Ontology annotation, cellular component: small-subunit processome; Pwp2p-containing subcomplex of 90S preribosome. The record is from RefSeq and is a predicted model, not a curated record. NCBI's taxonomy places the organism in Eukaryota, Heterolobosea, Eutetramitea, Acrasida, Naegleriidae. Gene Ontology annotation, molecular function: protein binding. The coding region runs from base 1 to 3585 and encodes 1194 amino acids. Gene Ontology annotation, biological process: rRNA processing. The transcript has 2 exons.
AUGACGUCGUCGUCACCAACCACAAUAACAACAACACCACCACCAACACUCGGAAUUCAUUCUUCUUCUUCUUCACAUUUAUUAGAACCCUUCAAAAUUAUUGGAUUGGUUACCAAUCAUGUCGUACCUGCCAUUAGUUUUCAAUCCAAUUCUAGUUCCGAUGAUUCUGAUUUAAUUGAUGAUGCAUUGAUUUAUUGUUCCAUUGGAAAUACAUUUUAUGCCUAUGGGUUAAAAUCUCUCAUUCACAUUGACAUUGGUCCUCAAUUACCUUCACCCAUUUCAUUCAUGCUCGUUGAACGACAAUCUUCUCUCACUUCAAAUGCAUCGACUGCUCAUCCCACUCAACGUGAUAUUCUCUAUAUUUGUUGUGAAGAUUCAUCAAACAUUUAUGUUCUCAGAGGUGCAAGAGAAUUAUUGACAAUCAUUGAUACAAGUCUUCAAAUGCAUCAAAAGAGUGGUAAACUUGUUCAAUUGUUAAAGAUUGGACAAUAUCUAUUAGUGUGUUUUGAACAUUUAAUUUCAAUUUAUGAUACAUUUGAUUUGAAAGAUUCAUUUGUGAAUGCAUUUGAAUUACCAAAAGAUUGUACAUUGAAUUGUGCUUGUCAUUUACAAACUUAUUUAGAUAAGAUUGUGAUUGGAUGUAAAGAAGGACAUGUCUUGUUGUUUAAUUUUAGAGUUGGAAAGGAAAUUUAUCGAUUUGAAAAACAUUGUGAUGAUCGCACACCGUUCUCAUCCUCUUCUUCCUCUCAACAACAGUCCUUAUUACAUUCUUUAUUAGAGAUCAAUACUACCCAAAACAAUACUACUACCGACGACAACAAUACUACCACAACUACUACUCCUCCUCCUUUGAAUCAUGUCAUUACAUGUCUCAAACCUUCACCUGCUCUCGAUGUCAUUGCUGUUGGAACUUCAAGUGGUCAUGUUUUUUUAUAUCAUGUCAAGUAUGAUCAUAUUUUGAAUGUAUUUAAACAGAAUGGACCAGUGAGUUCAAUUUCAUUUCGAAGUACAACAUCUAACAAGAGUGUUGAUUCCAAUUCUAUGGACAAGACCUUUUCCAAUCAUGAUCACAGACAUGACCAUCAUAGAACCUUUUCUAAUCACUCUGAACAUGUCAUGGCCACUGGCAAUCAUUGUGGAGAAGUAUCUCUAUGGGAUCUCAAUUCUCAUCAAUUAAUUCAUAGAAUUAAGAAAGAAGAUCGACACACUCAUACCAUUACAUGUUGUGAAUUUUUACCAGGUGAACCAUUUAUGGUAACAUGUAGUAGUGACAAUGUCAUGACUUUGAUUGCAUUUGACCGUGUUGAUAAAUCACGUGAAGUGGUGUGUCGAAUGGGACAUAAGAAAUCUCCAAAAUUAAUUCGUUUUUAUGAUCCAAUGGGUCAUUUCAUUGUCACAGGUGGUGUAGAUGGUCAAAUUAGAGUUACAUCAUUACUCGAUCCCCGUGAAUCGAAACAAAUUUCACAACAACAGAAUUCUCAUUUAUGGAAACAACAUUCUCAAAUGCCUGCUGUAACAGAUAUGGAUAUUUGUUAUUUGAGGCAAGAUGAUUGGAAUAACUUGGCAUGUUGUCAUUCUAAUUUGAAUAGUGUUACAUUAUGGAAUGUUAAAUAUUUGAAAUCUGAUUCUGAAACAUUAUACAAACCAGAAUUGAAAUACGGAUUACCUCAAUCGGUAGCACUUUCCAUAUGUGGUAAUUAUGCAGUGGUAGGAACUAGUAAGGGAUAUUUAGAAAAGUGGAUUAUUCAAUCAAAAAAGAUGAAACAUUUAUAUCAUGACCAUUCAGAAGAGCAAAAGAAGAAAAAUAUUGAAAUUCGUAAAGUCUAUGAUUUUAAAGGAAGACAAAAAACACUCAAACCACACAUCACCACUGUUAGUAAUUUGUCAUCUUCCUCGUUAUCACUCACAGCACAUUCCUCUCCAAUCAAUUCUGUGGUGAUUGACAAUUCGAAUACAAAAGUGUGUAGUGGUGGACAUGAUGGAUUAUUGAAAGUAUGGAAAUUUGAUGCUGACAAGAACUCACAAUCCUCUAAUUCAUCUCUUUUGAAUGAAAUUAUGAAUGGUGGUGGUCAUCAUGAUUCAUCACACUCUUCCAAAUCAUCCUUCUCUUCUUCCUCCUCUUCAGAUCAAUUGUUAGCCAGUUUUGAUUUGAAAUCUCCAAUUUUGAAAAUGGUCAAAUCCAAACACUCAGCAAGUGCUAAUUUUGUGAGUGUUGCAUGUGAGAAUUUUUCAAUUCAUAUAUUUGAUAUGAAUACAUGCAAAUUAAUUCGUACAUUCCAUGGACAUCAUAUCAAUAAGAUUAAUGAUAUGUGUUUCACUCAUGACAAUCGAUAUUUAAUAUCUUGUGGAAGUGAUAAUUAUAUUUUAAUUUAUGAUAUUUUGACAGGACAAUUAAUUGAUUGGUUAUCUUUACCAAAGGCAGCGACAAGUGUCGAUUUCCAUCCAGAAGGAUUGCAUCUCGUCACCACGCACGUCAAUUCGGUUGGCAUUUGUUUGUGGGCUAAUAAGACUAUAUUUGGUAAUGCCUUAUUACAAUCGGUCAAUGCACCCAAAUAUGUAUCGUUACCAUUUAGUGGAGAUUCAUUGAUGAUUACAGAGAGAACGACUGCCACCUCGAGUGUACUUUUGAGUGGUAGUGGUGGUAGUGGCAGUGAACAUGAUGAAUCCCUUCCUACUAUUAGUAUUCAAAAAAAGAAGAGAAAAAGAGCCUUUAAAAUUCUCUCCCAAGUAGAUGAUUGGAUGAAAGAAAGAAAUGCUGCUGAACAUGGUGAUGAUGAACAAGACAGUGAAGAAGAAGAAGAGGAUGAACUUGUGAAAAAAAGACAAGACCAAGUUCAUACUUCCUAUCCUAUUCAAGAACCUUCUCAUUUCAUCAAGUUGUCUGAUCUACCCAAAUACAAAUGGCAUGGUCUCACUCAUUUAGAUGAAAUUAGAAAGAGGAACAAACUUGAUCCAAAGAAACCAUCCAUUCCUGAAUUGGUGGAUGAAUUGGAUGGCACUGUAACGACUAGUCCAUUCUUUCUUCCUACAGUCUCGAAUUUGAAUACUAGGAAUAUUCAAUUCCAAGAUAAGAAUACUCAAAGAAAAGGUGAGAAAAAUUGUCAUGAACAGAAUUCUGAAAACCAUCAUCACCAUCAUCACUCUCAUCUCGUCUCUUCCAAUGUCAUGGUGAAUCCACUCAUUGCCAUGAUCAAACAAGAUCGAGAACAUUCCAAUUCUUCAACUUGUUAUUAUUCAACUACUAUGAAAUAUAUUAAGGAAUCAAGUAUCAAACAAUUGGAUUUGAAUAUUCGUACACUCUCUGCAUUCAAUCAUUAUGAAGAGUACAAAUUAUUAUUAGAAUUCUUUUUACAUUUCAUUCAAGAAGAAUUUACAGAUUUUGAUUUAAUUCAAGCAUUGAUGAAUUUAUUCUUCCAAAUUCAUUCAGAAGUGUUGGUUCAGGGAAUACGAGAUGAUUCUGAAAUUCGACAAUUCAUUGAAAGACUUUCUCAUGCCAAUCGAGUAGCCUUUGAACCAUUGGAUGAGAUGAACAAGUACAAUCAAUGCAUGAUUGAUUACAUGUCCUUUGGGGGAGUAUUUAUUUAA